Molecule: messenger RNA, 1847 nt
Organism: Miniopterus natalensis
Lineage: Eukaryota; Metazoa; Chordata; Mammalia; Chiroptera; Miniopteridae
Source: RefSeq, a predicted model, not a curated record
AUGGUGCAGUUGGUAGGUGUGCCCAGGCCAAAUACUGGGGCUGGACACAGGGUUGGUGGCCCAGAAAAAGUGCAGAAUUUUUGCUGCACUUGCUUAAAAAUGCAGAGUAAUGAUGAACUUAAUGGUUUACAGGUAGAUUCUCUGGUCAUUGAACACAUCCAGCACCUGCCUGAAAUCUCCAUCAGGCCAUGUGAUGAGAAUUAUGACCGGUGGAGUGGGCACAACAUCAGAUCAGACCGCGGAGGCACCAAUGAUCCAGCCAGCCCUCCACAGGUGGUUCCCAGGAGCAAUACACCACCUGAACCUGAGCUCCGGGGACGCCGGCGCCGCCGCUGCUCCGGGGAGCGCGCCGCCCAGGGAGGGCACUUCCAGACCUGCGAGGGCGCGGCCCUGCCGGUGGCCCCCAGCUGCGGGGCCCGAGUCCAGUUACCCCUGGCCAGGGGCCCGCACGGCGCCGCUUCUCUCCAGCAGACCCCUCGGUAUUUGGAAAGUGCGGUUCACCAAGGGAAAGGGCCUACAGGCAAACCUCUGCUUUGGAGCCCUUUCUUGCAGAGGCCUCUGCAUAAAAGGAAAGGCGGCCAGGUGAGGUUCUCCAACGACCAGACUAUCGAGUUGGAGAAGAAGUUUGAGACCCAGAAAUACCUCUCCCCGCCUGAGAGGAAGCGCCUGGCCAAGAUGUUGCAGCUUAGCGAGAGACAGGUCAAAACCUGGUUUCAGAAUCGACGUGCUAAAUGGCGAAGACUAAAACAGGAAAACCCUCAAAGCAGUAAAAAAGACGACGUGGAAAGUUUGGACCAUCCCUGUGAUCAGAGGCAAGACCUGCCCACUGAACAGAAUAAAGGUGCUUUGGAUAGCUCUCAGUGUUCACCUUCCCCUGCCUCCCAGGAAGACCUUGAAUCAGAGAUUUCCGAGGAUUCCGAUCAGGAAGUGGACAUUGAGGGUGAUAAAGGCUAUUUUAAUGCUCACUGACAUUGGCACAUUCUGAAAACUGGACUUGGGAAUGAUGUUUGCAACAGAAAAUCUCUAAGACAACUGGAAAACUCUAUGAGAAAGGGAACCAGUUUUCUGGUGUUCUGGAAACCUGAAAUAUUUGGUGCACUGGCUAAAUAACCGACUCACACUUAAACCUUAAUUUUUUACUUAAACAGUUUGUAUAUUGAUUUUAGAUUGUACGAUAAGGGGACUUUUCACUGAUUACCUUUACCCCCUUUUUAAGAAACCAUUUUCCCCCCUCCUAUUUAUGAAAAGUAAUUUUGAAGUUUUUGGUUAAAAUUUUAAGUUAUGACUUUAAAGAUUUUAACGGAUCUUCUUGAAUAACUUUUCUGUAAUUUCUAUCUUCAUCCCACUUAAUGGAAAACCAAAGGGUACCUUAAAUCCAGAGGUGUGCCUCGGAAAGGGGCCCACAUUUCAGGCAGCCUUCAAAAGGAAACAUUCUUUCCUCUUACAUGACAUCCUUACCCCGCUGCCUUAAAUCCAAAAGCAGCUCAGAGCUCUUGUCUCUGGGGUGUGUGGUGUGCCUUUUGUUAGACAGAGCCGAUAAUCUUAAAGGCUUGUUUUGCACUAUCCCUUAGCACCUGCUUUUCUAAGGUGUUAAAGAUAGUACUUUCCAAUUCAAGGAGAGAAACUGACUCACUGGGGACUAAAAUUAAGCCCAGUGAACUAGAAGAAGGAGCAGGUUAAUUAAAUGUAAGUAGAUUGUAGAUACAGUGUUUUAUAUCAAACAGUGUUUAUAAUGUGUGUGUAUAUAUAUAUAUAUAUAUAAAAUUGUUCACUGUAAAAAACAUUGCCAAAAUGUGUUUUUAAUCGAGUAACCUGCCUAUAAAAUAAACCUGUCGGUGGGACGACUG